AUGCAUCAGGGGUUGACAUGGGACAGGUUCUUGGUGUUGUUUUAUGAUAAAUAUUUUCCCCAGAGUAUGCGAGACAAGAAGGUGACUGAAUUUGAAACACUGAGACAAGGAAACAAAACUGUUGCCGAAUAUGAAGCUCAAUUCACAGAACUAGCCCAGUUUGCACCUCACAUGGUAAAUACAGAAUAUAAGAAGGCACAGAAAUUCGAAGGAGGAUUGCGGGGUACUAUUCUGGACCGAGUUAAUGUGUUGAAGUUGCCUACCUACGUUGAUGUGUUAGAAAGGGCUGUUAUAGCAGAAGGAAAUAUUGCUGCUCAGACUCGGAUUUUUGAAUGGAAAGGAAAGAGGCAGAACAACCAAUGGUUCAAGGGGUCAACUACUCCACCAAACAAGAAGCAAAAUUCAGGGACCUACAGCACCACUACUUAUCCUCAAAAUUCAGCUCCUGUGUGUCCAGAAUGUGGAUGGAGGCAUCGUGGGAAUUGUCACCGAUUGUCUGGAGCAUGCUUUCGAUGUGGCAAAAUGGGUCAUUUGAUUAAAGACUAUCCGCAAAAGAAUCAACAAAUUGGUAAUAAGGCCGCCACAAGCUCAACAGGGUCUACACCGGCUCCUAAUGCCAAGUCAGCUGCUAAACCUGCUGACAAUAAGGACACUACGAGGCAAGGCAGGGUAUUUGCGUUGGUUCCGGGAGAUGUACAAAAUGCAACAACAGUGGUGUCAGGUACAUUUACGGUUCAUGGUCAUUCUGCUUACGUCUUAUUUGAUUCUGGCUCUACCUGUUCCUUUGUGUCAAAAUUAUUUGCGGAAAAAUUAGAUAAACCUGAAGAAGAAUUAACUUAUGUGUUGUGUGUAUCUUCACCUAUGGGAAAUUCCAUGAUCUGUACUUCUGUCUAUUCUGCUUGUGAACUUCUCAUUGGGGAUAUCCGUGUAUAUGCUAAUCUAUUACCACUUGACAUGACUUCUUUUGACAUUAUUCUGGAAAUGGAUUGGUUGGGUGAAUAUAGUGCCACUAUAGACUGUUUGACAAAGCAAAUCAAAUUUCACCCUCCGGGGCAAUCAUAA
Molecule: messenger RNA, 1062 nt
Organism: Camellia sinensis
Lineage: Eukaryota; Viridiplantae; Streptophyta; Magnoliopsida; Ericales; Theaceae
Source: RefSeq, a predicted model, not a curated record